GCGAAAUGGAGAAAUUUUCAAAGUGGAGGGACGCCAGCACUGGAAUUCAACCAUUUCUCACUCCUAUGCCUUCGAGAACAAAUACAAAUAUAUACGCGAAAAUUACAUUUAUACUCGGAAUUAUUUUGAAGCCAAUUUUAGGGAUUCUUAAGUUGUUAUUGACAUUUGUUACCGCCAUAUUACUAUUUCUUUUAGUUGACAUUAUUGGACUAGCUCUGAAAAACUUCAAGCCCAUAUAUCGAACAUAUCACCAUAUAUUCACUUCUUUGCUAUCACGCCUUUCACUGUUUUUCAUGGGAUUCUAUUGGAUUCAUGCAGAGACUGUUUCUUUACGGAAGGGGCGUCCCAGUAUUCCUAAACUUCGUCAGAUAAGUGGUGUAAAACCCGGUGAUGUGAUAAUUUGUAAUUGGACAUCUUAUAUAGAAGUGUUAUAUUUGGCAUUCAGGUUUGAUCCUAUCUUCACGCAAAUUUAUCCAUCUUCCAAUACUCUACGGCCAAUAUCUUUGUGGACUGCGCUCUGGUUGACAGGUUCAUAUCCUGAAGAUAAGCCACCCAGUGGUGUAAAAACUUACAGUCUCCAAGAAUUAGUAAGGGAAGCUACAAUAAAUAAAUGGGGACCGAUCGUUGUGUUUCCUGAGGGAACGACUUCGAAUGGACGUGCACUUUUGAAAAUUGUUCCUAUUUUCAAAAGUUUAUCGUUGCCUAUAGAUGACUUUUCAAUACACAUUUUUAUUGCAAGGUAUGAAUAUGACAACUUUUCACCAACUUAUACCGUCGGAAACAAGUUCUGGCAUUUCGUAAUGCUGUGUAGUCAGUAUUUUAAUGUCCUUCAUGUCAAGAUCCUUGCGCCUGAAGAGUCCCUAUCCUCUCCUAAUUUUGCGACCCCUUCUGCGCAAUCGUCUGUUUUGACUUCACCAUCAAUAAUACAGGAUGAUGUUAUUGGCUCUCAAAUUUUGAAUUUAAUGGGUCAACUUGGUAGAAUGCGCAAAACUAAUUUAGGGAUGGAUGAUAAAAUAGCUUUUUUGGAUUUUUAUUGGGAAAAAAAAAGUGGAUAUGCAAAGAAAAAAAAAUAA
Dentiscutata erythropus is the source of this 1073-nucleotide messenger RNA. The record is from the annotation of a GenBank genome assembly. Lineage: Eukaryota; Fungi; Glomeromycota; Glomeromycetes; Diversisporales; Gigasporaceae.